AAAAAAAAACAUAAUAUUUGUUGAUGGCAACAUUUUUGUUUUGCUGUUUCCUUUUCCGUUUCUAUUCCGCUUUGGUGUGCGUCGAUUUAUCUUGUUAAAUUAAUAAAUAAAACAUUUUAAAGAUUUCAAACGUUUUUAUGUUCUUUCCCGAACAUAAAAUUGGUGCCGAAACCCGGGAACAUAUAAAUAUAAUCUCAAAUUUAGUAAAAAACACAAAAUUGUUAAAAAAUAAAAAUCCGACGCCGUGCCGUGCCGCCAUUUUUGACGCCAUUCAAGGAAAAGCUUUAUAAAACACGCAUACCAACAAUUCGGGAAGCCAAGGCAAUAUUAUAAUUAUAAAAUGGCGCAUAAAUCUGCGAUUUCAAAUGAUCCAGCAUUCCAGAGAACCAAACUAAUAGCCCAAAUUGGACAAUUUAAAGGGCAGCUAACAAGGGCGCAAAAAUUCGCCAUGGAACAACAAGAACAAGUACUCGUCGAUUGCGAAUCCAUCGAGCUACGAAUUAAAGGUCUCCAAGAUUCGCUGGUUUCUUAUAGAAGCCACAAAUUGAGUUUGCAGCUUCUAGAUGAUAAAAUUGACGACUCUAAUUUUGAGGAGGAUGACUUAGAAGAACUGUGCUUAUUUACAAUAAGCAGCAUGAAGAAAAUAUUAAAUUCUGCGAAGGGGCCUGAAAACCACAAUAGCACGAUUUUUAAGGAUACCACGCCGGAGUAUAGCGCCAUGACCAGGAAGUUACCUCAGCUUGAAAUACCAUACUACGAUGGAAAGGAUGUGGUGCAGUACAAAACCUUCAUGGAUAUGUUUAUGGCAGUAAUCGGUGGUGAUACUAACCUUGCUCCUAUACAAAAGCUAUUCUAUUUAAGAAAAUAUUUGAAGGGAGAUGCGCUAAUGCUGGUUGAAGGUCUACCUCUAGUAAAUAGCUCUUAUGAUGAUGCAUUAAGGUUGCUAAAUAAUAGAUAUGACAAUAAAUGUAUUCUAGUAACUCAUCAUAUUAAUAAGCUGCUAGACAUACAAGCAAUCUCUAAAGGUACUGCGCAGAACUUAAGACAGUUUGUUUCAUCAGCUCGUCAACUACUAGGAGCUUUAAAUGGGCUUGGUCAAAAGACGGAGCAUUGGGACAUGAUAGUUAUUACCAUUUUAAUGAGAAAGUUAGAUUCUUAUUCUUGCAGGGCUUACUUUACAGAUAGAAACCAAGAUGCCUUACCAACCUUGGAUGAUUUUUUCAAGUUUGUGGAGAAGAGAGCUUUGAGUUUUGAAGAAAGUCAGCAUUCAGAAGCUUCAAACUGUUACAUAUGGUGUCAGGAGUUCCAGUUUUCUCGCCACGCGAUGCCUGGUUGAGCUAGCAAUAAGGUAUGGAGACAAGUAUCCAUUAGCAGCCAGCGUGUUGUUGAAUAAUACCUAUGUCGAUGAUUGUCUUUUUGGGUCUUACAGUAUUGAGCAAUUAAAGCAGGUAUGUAAUGAAUUAAUUACUUUAUUAAGGCUUGGAAGCUUUGAGCUACAUAAAUGGAGCUCAAGCAGCAAUAAGGUAUUGUCUGAUAUUCCAAAGGAUAAGCAAGUAUUUUCUGAACAUCAUCAAUUUGAUAACAAUGAAGCUGUUUUAAAGGCUUUAGGAUUAUCUUUAGAUAUGAAAAAUGAUCAAUUUAGAAUAUGCAAGCCAGAAGGUAAACUCCCUAAAGAGUGGACGAAACGAACUGUCUUAAGUUGUAUUGCGACAUUUUUUGACCCUUUGGGCCUCGCUGGCCCUAUUGUCACAAAGGCAAAAGAAUUUAUACAAAAACUAUGGAUUGAAAAACUGUCUUGGGAUGAUCCACUACCUGAUAAAUUGUUAUUAUCUUGGAAUAAUUUCUUUUGUGAUUUAAUGAAUAUGGAUCCCCUUAUAAUAGACCGAAAUCUUAAAAUAUGUAAUGCUGACCAUGUAGAUCUAAUUGGCUAUUGUGACGCAUCAAAUAUUGCAUUUGGCAGUUGUGUUUAUAUAAGAGCUAUACAUGGAAAAAUGGUGCAUGUAUCAUUAGUUUGUAGUAAAUCAAGAAUUGCCCCUGUUAAUGCAAAAAUAUCCAUACCGAAACUAGAGUUAAAUGGUGCAGUAUUGCUGGCCAAAUUGUUUAAGAAAAUAUUAUCAUUAUUUCAUAAUGUUAAUUUUAGAUAUAAGUAUUUGUUUACUGAUUCUCAGAUAGUACUUUGGUGGUUGAAAUCUGAUAAUAAGCCACAAUAUAUUCAAAAUAGAGUACAUACUAUCAAUGAGUUAACGAAAGAAUGUAAUUGGUUUCAUGUUAAUGGGUCAAACAAUCCGGUUGAUUGCUUGUCUAGGGGUUUAAAUCCCACUCAAUUGGCUUCUUGCCAAAUUUGGUGGCAAGGGCCACAAGAACUUUAUGAUGUAAAUUUCAUUCCCAAAGAAAUUAGUUUAAAUAAGGUUAUAUCAGACGAUAUUGAUGAUCUCAAUGUUGUUAAUUGUAGCAUACAACAAGAAAUGUUUCCUAUUUCAAAUGUAUCAACGUUAACUAGGUUGCAACGUAUAUAUGCUUAUGUUCUUAGAUUUAUAAAUAACUGUAAACUUGCCAAAGAUGAUAGGAAUUUAAGAAAUCUCACUGCUUCUGAAAUUAGAUACUCAAUGUCACGCUUGAUUGUGUACAUUCAAUCUUUACACUUUAAUCAAGAACUUAAAUGUAUGGCAAAAAACAUACCUAUAAAAACAAAUGUUAAAUCUCUUAAUCCUUUCUUAGACAAAUUAGGGAUAAUGCGCGUUGCGGGAAGGUUGGAAAAUGCCAAUGUGCCUUAUAAUCAAAAGUAUCCAAUAAUUUUACCAAAUAAAUGUCAUUUUACAACACUUAUCAUACGCAAUGAGCACUUGUCACUAUUGCAUUCAGGAUUAAAAUUAACUUUGUCUAGUUUAGUGCAAAGGUAUUAUAUUGUAAGUGCAGUAAGAGAAAUAAAAAAGGUAGUUCAUAGAUGUACCAUAUGUUUCAAAUUUAGAGCAGAACGGGCUAGCCAAUUAAUGGGAUCACUACCUGGUGCUCGAAUUACUCAGGAUAGGGUGUUCAAUCAGAUUGGAAUGGAUUAUUGUGGGCCAUUUCAAAUUAAACAGUCAACUCUUCGCAGAUCCAUUAUUAGUAAAGGCUAUGUGCUAGUAAUAGUUUGCUUUGUAACUAAAUGCAUUCAUUUAGAGUUAGUAUCUGAUCUCACUACUGAAUGUUUUUUGGCAGCUUUUAAAAGAUUUUGCUCCAGGCGAGGAAUCCCAGCUACCGUUUUCUGUGAUAAUGCAUCAACUUUUAAAGGUGCUAAUAAUAAGUUAAGGCAAUUAUAUCUUUUGAAUAAUUCUCAAGUCCACAAGGACAAUGUUUCAGAUUUUUGUACAACAAGGGGAAUUGAGUUCAAAUUCAUUCCAUCUUAUAGCCCUACUUUUGGAGGACUUUUUGAAGCUUCUGUUAAACUUUUUAAAUACCAUUUUAAGCGCGUUAUUGGAGAAAUUUGCUUCACAUAUGAACAGUUCUACACAUUAAUGGUUCAAAUUGAAGGAAUAUUGAACUCAAGACCUUUGACAUCAUUAUCACAAGAUGUUAAUGAUUUUUCUUUUUUGACUCCGGCUCAUUUUUUGUGUGGAGCUCCAAUAAAUAGUAUUCCUGAACCAGAUUUGACCUCUAACAGUAACACAAAUAUUUUGAAGUUCUGGAGAAAAUGUACAAAGAUCCAACAGGAUUUUUGGAAGGCGUGGCAUAAAAAUUAUUUGUCUCAGCUUAUAUCACGGCCCAAAUGGCAUAAGGCUAAGCAGAAUAUUAGAAUGAGGGAUUUGGUUUUAUUAAUUGGAGAUAACUGCUCUCCACUUAAAUGGCCUGUUGCUAGAGUCAUAAAUUUAUAUCCAGGCUCAGACGGUAAAGUAAGAGUAGUGGAGGUCAAGUAUGGUCAGAGUGUUCACAAACGAGCCAUAAACAAGGUAGCUGUAUUGCCAAUUUAUGAUGAUUAAUAAGUUUAAUAUUAAGAAUAUAUAUGUGAACGCUAAGUUUAUUAGUUUAUAAUUCAGGAGCGAUUAGUUUUAUUUUUUUGCAAGGCUCCUCGCCAAUUUAUGUUCAAUUAAAAAAAAAACAUAAUAUUUGUUGAUGGCAACAUUUUUGUUUUGCUGUUUCCUUUUCCGUUUCUAUUCCGCUUUGGUGUGCGUCGAUUUAUCUUGUUAAAUUAAUAAAUAAAACAUUUUAAAGAUUUCAAA
Messenger RNA from Amyelois transitella, 4196 nucleotides. RefSeq lists its product as uncharacterized. The record is from RefSeq and is a predicted model, not a curated record. Gene Ontology annotation, biological process: DNA integration. The transcript has 2 exons. Lineage: Eukaryota; Metazoa; Arthropoda; Insecta; Lepidoptera; Pyralidae. Gene Ontology annotation, molecular function: nucleic acid binding. Bases 341 to 1336 code for a protein of 331 amino acids.